GAAAACUAUUAAAAGCCAUUAUGCCAAUCGAUGUCCGGGUCAAAAUUUGCCGCCUGGUGAACUCGCUAGCAACCUACUCUUGGCUUAAGAUUUCAAAAAAACCAAUUGCGGCAGAAACAUAUGCACAAGUGAAGCAGAAGAGAAGAAGGUAAAUACAACUAACAUCUUUUAAUGACUCUUUUUUCGUUUCACUGCUUUUCGGUAUCUUAGCAUCCAUUUUAAUACCAAAUCUGGUUAAAACCGAGAGUAACAUUUGGAUAAAAAACAAAUUCCUCUGAGCAUUAUUUUCACCCAACCCGAUGGCAACGGAGAGCGACUGUCGCAAAAUUAUUGAUAAAUGAGUGGAAACUAUGAAAACUAAUCACGCAACACAGUAGGUUAAAAUACAAAGUAAACCGCGUUUUUCGCUAAGAAGAAUCACUCAGAUUUCGCAAAUAAGUAGCAAGGUAAUUGUUUGAUUAUGCACAAUGUCGCCGUAUUGUAUGGCGGCGAUUUUCAUAAAUCAGCGAAACGCUAACCAAUGCAAACAGCAAGAGAGAAUUCUCUUUUGCAAGCAGUUAUUUAGCUAAAACCCAAAAUGGAUAUAAAAACUACCCGAACCUCCACUUAAAAGGAAACUUGUUGUUUUAAUUCGCCACUUUCUCAUUACCCAUAAUUCACCUUGUUCCCCCCGCCCCCCACCCUUCCCCACACAAAAAAUAGCUAAAUAAAAUGCAUAAAAGUGUUUUCAAUUUCCCCCAGGUAUUACAGUUGUCCCCCCCCCCCCCAAAAAAAAAUGCUUAUGCAAAACGUUAGCCCAAAUUUAUUAUGGCCAAUGUGUUUUAACAAACCCACGUCAGUGUAUGUGGUACAGCCGUCUAUCUAGGGUGAUUAAACGUCUUAAACCCGCAAAAUUGAUGAACAAAGUUAAUAUCAAAUAGUUAAAUAAAUCAAUAAGCGUUAUAGAGUAAUAAGUUUUAACAUCCGUUUAUUUACACAACAAAAGUUACAGUUACAGUAGUUUAAAAUACUCCCGUGAAUUUAGGAAUGGGUCCUCAUUACAUGCGGGGUUUUAUAACUUGAUCUUGUUUUUUCCAGUACCCUCCUUUAUUUUAGUCUUAGACCACUGUGUUUGAGCUCAGAACCGCUUUGGACCUUAAACACUCCUUUUUUUUAGAUCACGUGACCAGCCACGCCCAUAAUUAUGCAAAAUUUGGACUUUGAAGAUUACAUGUGACCACAAUCGUUUUUCCUUCCAUAAUAUUUCAUUUACAGUCAAUUAAGCUAAAUUAAUCGGGGAUUUGUGAAAUGAUCCAUUCCGUCGUAAUUAUUAGAUAUUUUUCUCUUGUCCCAGUCUCCCUCUUAACAAGGAACGUUAUAGUUAACAAAACGUAGAUAAUUUAAGAAAACCCCGAUUAAUUCCAUAAACUUUGUGUCAAUGGUCAUUGACAAAAAGUGAAUUAAAUUACAAGUAUUAUUUAUAAAGUGGUGUAAAUUUGGAUUGAAAUAAAAAGUCAAAAAUGGGAGUGACAAGUCACGAGACACAGGUAAUACAUUACAAGUAAUAAUGAAAAAUGAAUGCUCAUGGGAAGUAGAUAUUGAAUUUAAAAUAUUAAUGCGAAAGGUAAAAUCCGCGCUAAAACAGACCACCCCACUCCAAAUUUGCAGUCCCCCAUUCCUUAAUUCACCGGAGUAAGUAAAAGAAUUAAGGUACAAUUAUAACAACCUCGUCCCCAUGGCUUUUCCCUUUUUUGAGGGAAAAGCCCUGGGAACGAGUUUGCAAUUAUAAUACAACUGGACAAAAAUGCAAGAAAAAGAAAAAGAAUGAUGCAGAAGUUCAUUAGUAAUUCAUAUACUAAAUAUGCGAUCCUAUAAUUAACAAAUUUUCCUGUAAGUGAAAUUCUUCCAAGCUUUAUUGAAGAGUGGGAUUUUUUGAAAACGUGACUUCAACUGAUUUCCAGGUUAGCGUUAUGAUGUAAUAAUGAUAAAGAAAUUAACUGCGAAAACCGUGGACGAAGAUCCUGCUGGUUGUCAACAUUGGAUCUCGAGAAAAGAGAUCUAAUCAGCUAAAAUUUUAAGGACCAAAAAACGAGUAAUCCAAAGACUAAAUAAAUGCAAAGCCGAUCAUAACAAAGUGUGUUGCUUUUUCAAAACAACAUUUCAGCUGGUCAUACCAGCCUUCUUCAGGUUUACAAAUGUUACUUAAUAACGUCAUUUGCAAGUGCAAGUGCAAGUGCAGCCAUCAACACAAGUUUUACUGUGUUCCUUUUGUUCCCUAGAAAAAUGAAAGGAGUGUACUUUUUAUUGAUACUGCUGCAACUGUCAACACUGUGGCUUGAUAAAACUCAUGCAGAGCCGCUGACGGAUGAAUCAGGAGAUAAAACGGUCAGAGAAUAUCAAAGGAAAAGAGAUGCAUCAGAUGAUUACCUGACUUUACAACCAAAUAAAUUGAGAGCACACUGGAAUUCAGGCAAAAGAGAAGCGUCAGAUGAUCCCCGGGCUCCACCAGUCUCGUUUAGAGGGCGCUGGUUUCCAGGCAAAAGAGAUGAGUCGGAGGAUCAGCCAAUACCACCUAGCGCUGGUAAAAACCCCAACUGGCGUCCAGGCCUGGGAGAUGAGCCAGACAAGGUCGUCCUACCUGAGCUCAAGUUUAAAGAGUAACUCUGUUGAACCAUGGCCGAGAGCUGAGUUUUAAUCCUUAAGCGUUGAAAAUCAGGAUGACUGUGUCAAAUAAAAUGCAUAGCAAAAGG
Porites lobata is the source of this 2729-nucleotide messenger RNA. The record is from the annotation of a GenBank genome assembly. Lineage: Eukaryota; Metazoa; Cnidaria; Anthozoa; Scleractinia; Poritidae.